AUGAAGUUCUCGAUCUUCGCCCUCACUGCCGUCUUCGCCAUCGCUACCGCCACCCCGGGUGAGCUUGUUGCUAGGCAAUGCUCGUGCACCAAGAUCCCCGGCACGAACGAGUGGGACUGCCACGGCAGACUCUGCCCCAAGGACUCUGUGCCGGAGUCCGCCAUAGUUGAGAGAGACGGCGAACUGGUUGCUAGACAAUGCUCCUGCACCAAAAUCCCCGGCACCAACGAAUGGGACUGCCACGGCAGACUGUGCCCCAAGGACUUCGUUCCGGAAGCUUCCAUGGUCAAGAGAGACGGUGAGCUUGUUGCCAGACAAUGCUCAUGCACCAAGAUUCCCGGCACCAACGAGUGGAACUGCCACGGCAGACUUUGCCCCAAGGACUUCGUCCCCGAGGCCGCCAUGGUUAAGAGAGACAUCAAGCUGAUUGAGAGGCAAUGCAAAUGCACCAAGAUCCCUGGUACCAAUGAGUGGGAGUGCUACGGCAGAACAUGUGCUUGA
Molecule: messenger RNA, 501 nt
Organism: Colletotrichum truncatum
Lineage: Eukaryota; Fungi; Ascomycota; Sordariomycetes; Glomerellales; Glomerellaceae
Source: RefSeq, a predicted model, not a curated record